AUGGCUAAUACUCUCUUGAGAAAAGUCCUGGGAAUGAAUAAAUUUCAACCUAAGGGAAAGCAUAUUUAUAUUACGGGCGGCAGUAAAGGACUUGGUAAGGAGUUUGCCAAGUUAAUGGCUUCUAAAGGUGCACAUGUCACAAUUAGUGCUAGAGGAAAAGGUGACUUGGACCUUGCCCUAGAAGAAAUUAAAGAAGCAGCUCAAUCUCAUGGAGAUUAUGAAAAUUUGAAAUUCAAUGUGGUUUCAGCUGACUUAUCAAAAUAUGAUGAUUCUAUUCGUGCACUUGAUGAAGCUUCGUCAAAGCAUGAUGGAAGAGUACCUGAUGAGGCCGCAAAACGUAUGGCUCAACAAGGUGUAAAGGGCAAGAUUGUUAUGGUUAGUUCUGUAGCAGGACUUUGUGGUUUUUUGGGAUAUUCUUCGUAUGCUCCAACAAAGCAUGCACUUAGAGGCUUGGCUGAGUGUCUGCGUCAUGAAUUAAUUCUUUACGAUAUUAGUGUACACUGUUACUUUGCUGGCACGAUUGAUACACCUAGUUAUAGAGAAGAGGAUAAAAUAAAACCAAAAAUAACUAAAGAUAUCGAAGGCCACAAUGCACUAACUCCAAAGAAUGCUGCCAAAGCUUUGUAUAAAGGCAUAUGUAAAGGCAACUUCUUCAUUACUUCUGACAUCAUUGGUGAUGCAAUGAGAGCUUCAGCUUUGGGAAUUUCACCAUCAAAUAAUGCAUUCUUUGAUGGUUUAUUAUGUGGCAUUACUUGGUUGGUCUCUAUGCCUGCAAGAUGGUAUUUUGAUAAAAUGGUUCGCGAUAGUAAAGCAAACUAUUCUGUUGUUCCAGCUGAUAAUGUUAAUAGAAUUAAUUAA
Molecule: messenger RNA, 858 nt
Organism: Dentiscutata erythropus
Lineage: Eukaryota; Fungi; Glomeromycota; Glomeromycetes; Diversisporales; Gigasporaceae
Source: the annotation of a GenBank genome assembly